UCACUAGCUGGGUGACCCUGGGCAAGUCACUUAACCCCAUUGCCUAGACAAAAAAAAGAAGAAGAAGGAACAACAAUGAUCCUCAACAUUCCUGCCUUUAACUUUCUCCACUUCAGGCCUUUGUGUGAUUUUGUUAGUAACUUCAUUUUCACUUUCCUGCUGACAAGCAUGUGCAUGGGAGACUCAAUUUGAAGCCACAAAGGUCCCACCUCCCAGCGGCCCAUGCUGCCUCGAUUCAGUCAGAGCACUGAGGCCUGCCCCCCUCAUCCAGUUGUUGGAGAACCACAUGGCAGGAGAGCCAUGCCAGCAGACUUUUACCCCGUGGACAUUUUGGAAGAUAACCCUGAAGUGGUUCAGGAAUCAGCUGGGGCCUACUAUUCCACAUUUGGGGUACAAGCUGGUACCUCUCCCGAAUACUAUUCUCUUCCUACUGGUGAAAAGGUUAAACUUGAAGAUGCCUCUGUUUGCUUCCUUCCUAUGUACCGUGAUGAACCUAAACAUAAAAUAUUGGUUUUGGUUAAUCCCCAGGACAGAAAGACAGUCUUGGCUGUUUACCUGAACAAAUCAUGGUGGUCCAUAGAAGAGAUCAUGAAAACAUCUGAUCCUUCUAGAGAAGGUCUAAUACAGGUCCAGUCUUUUGGAGAAAGGAUUGUACUUUUUAUUCUUAACUACGUUAUUUUUGGAAGAUUGGAGAGAAAUUUGGAUGAUGGCAUGUUUUUUUUACCUCAUUCAGCUACGGAACAUGCAAAAAUUCUGUGGAGGAAUGGAGCUGCCAUUGGUUUUUAUACCAUCAAGAUGAAAGGUAGUCUGUGUGGCAGAAACACCAGUGAGUGCUAUAUGCUGCCUGUGUUGGACACUGCAUUUGUCAGGCGAAAACACCGAAGAGAAGGUCUUGGGAUGAAAAUGCUGCAUGACUUUUGUCAGACUUUUGCGACUGAAGAUGCCUUAGGGAUCAGCUGCCCCAUUUCCACUGCUAUGUACCAAGUUUGUCACAAGUUCUUACUGGCCUAUCCAGAGGAGCAGGAUCGACUGUGGCAAGUAGAGGCUCCAGGAGACUGGUGCCAGAGGGUGAACAUUUGGCUAAAGAUUCAACUUGAAUCAAGCCUUUCCUACAGGAAAGUGACUUGUCAGGCAACUUCAGAGGAGGCAGAGAGCUGCCACAGAGAGAGUUUCCAAGAUGAUGAACCCAGACCAUCGGAUAAUGAAGAAAUGAACAAGAGAACCCUGAACUGGAAGUUGGAGACCUGGAUUCCAGUGCUGGCAUUGUCACUAGGUAACAAUGUGACUAUAAAUGAGCUGCUUAAUUUUUCUGUCUUAAUUUUCUUACUUAUAAAAUCUGCCUUACCUACCUCACAGAACUGUUACAAGGAUCAAAUGAAUAAUACAUGUGAAAGUGAUUUAAAAAUGAUAAAGCAAUUGUACCAAUGCAAGAAAUAAUACAGAAAGGUUAUUGUUCCAUUUAUCAAGAUGCCGUUACCAUUUUCCUUAGACUUUUAGGUUUCUUCAUCUUAAGAUGUUUUGUGGUGAGAGAGCAUUCCGAAUAUCUGCAGUGCUUAAAAUGAACUAUGUUUUUAUUUUUUCCUGUGGGGGAAAAUAUAGAAAAGAGUAGAGCCCUCUUCUCUCCACUGCUGCAGAGCUAGUUUGAAGAAUUGCAUAGAAUGUCUAGAAAGAAGUAAUUGAGGUUUUGUAAAUAUUGCUGUAAGAUAUUUCUAUGGAAACAACAUUUCUUAUCCUGUAGAGCAAGAUGCUAUACCAUGGAGCCAGAAUCAAAUGGCAGUGUAACCUCUUUUGCAAGAUAGAUAAUUGAUUUAAGUUUUUCUACAUCUGGCCUUUGUGGAAAGGAAAAAAAAAACAAGCAAAAGAUCUACCUUCUCCAGCCUGUAUUUAAGUUUUAUCCUUCUUUCUAGGGUAGAUUGUAGGUGGAACAGAGUUCUGUGCUCUUGGUGCCUUUUUGUAUAUUGCUCGCAUUAAAGAAAUUUUUUUUUAUGCUGGUGAUAUUUAUAAGAAAUGUUAUAAAAUUAGUCAGACCUUAAGGGGACAGGAGUUCUUCCUGAGAGCCAAGGUUGUAUUGAUUACUUUUUGAAAGUGAAAAGGCUUUUCCCAGUCCUCAUGGCAAGCAGGAGAUGCUCACAUAUCAAAUUCACCACUAAAAGCUGCACGUCUCUGAAUGUCAGUUUACUCAUUUGUACAAUGAAGGGCUUUGCCUAGAUCAAUGUUGCCCAAAUUUAUCUGCCCCUAAAAUGAUUUGGGUGAUUGACAUAUACUGAUCAAUUGUCUUCAGGGCUCUAAGGUCAUAGGAAUUCUGGAGUAAAAUUAAAUCUAUGUUCCUUUCCUCCAAAAAUGCCACAUGUGAAUACAUAUUUUUAUAUGUGAUUUAAUGUGUAAUAUUUUAGAGGGAGAAUACCACCAUCAGUGACCAGAACCCUUAUGAAGACUGUAAAUCACCAGAGUUCCAUGGAACAUAGUUUUGGGGGACAUGCUAAAAGUAGGUGGUCUUUGGAUUUUCCAUUAUGGUGCAGUGGGAAAAGUGCUAGAUUUGGAGUCAGAAAACAUGAAUUCAGAUCCUGGCACUUUAUAAUGUUGGGCAACUCAUUUCAAUUCUCUAGAACUUAAUUUCCUCCUUUAUGUAAGUAGUUUUGUUUGAACAUCACAAUAUCCUGUGAGGCCAGAAAGACGUGUUAUUAUUUUGCAGCUGAAGAAACUGAAACUUAUAUUUAAUGACUUUCCCAAGCUCACAAAGGGAGCGUCAGACAGAAACAGAAUUGGCACCGAAAUUUCACUUGACUCCAAACCUAUUGCUCUCUCUACCAUACUGUGUACCAGGAUUGCUAGAUUGCUAGGAUUGCCCCUACCUUGCUGUCUCUGGAACUCUUAAUGAUCAGAGGGUCAAUAUGCCAAGAGAAUAUUCUGCUGCUGGUGGAACCUGUAGACAGAUAUUGUUUAUAUUCCUUCAUCUCUGUUCUCCCUUGAAUGGAAGGAAGAAUACAUUUGAAUAAUAAUAUUAUAGAAUUCAGGAAGAACACAUCUUAAAGUCCUUCACAAGAAAUUGCAAGCCAUCAAGUGCACUUAAAUUUGUGGAUGUAGAUGUCCUAUAAAUGUCAUGGAAGACAUGGAUUCUAAUGUGAAAGGAAAAUUGUUUAUUGUAUGUACUUUACCACUUGAAAAACUAACGUGUAGCGCUUUGUAUUUACAAGAAAAUGCACUGGUGGUACGUCUUAGGGGAUUGAUGAUGUUGUGUUGCAAUAAAAGGUGCCUUCCCAAAG
Messenger RNA from Vombatus ursinus (common wombat), 3263 nucleotides. It is a transcript of the gene FAM169B, whose product is annotated as family with sequence similarity 169 member B. NCBI's taxonomy places the organism in Eukaryota, Metazoa, Chordata, Mammalia, Diprotodontia, Vombatidae. The record is from RefSeq and is a predicted model, not a curated record. Bases 223 to 1437 code for a protein of 404 amino acids. The transcript is spliced from 9 exons.